Molecule: messenger RNA, 12189 nt
Organism: Chrysochloris asiatica (Cape golden mole)
Lineage: Eukaryota; Metazoa; Chordata; Mammalia; Afrosoricida; Chrysochloridae
Gene: PKHD1
Product: polycystic kidney and hepatic disease 1 (autosomal recessive)
Source: RefSeq, a predicted model, not a curated record
AUGACUGUCAGGCUAAUCUCUCUGAUGACGAUUGAAGGACUGCUUUUGACAGUGUCCUCUCUGAGUCUUCAUAUCGAGCCAGAAGAAGGUAGUCUUGCAGGGGGAACAUGGAUCACAGUCAUUUUUGAUGGUUUGCAGUUGGAUCUUCUCUAUCCCAGCAACGGCUCUCAGCUGGAGAUUAACCUGGUGAAUGUGAUGGUGCCUACGCUCCCAGUCGUACCCUGUGAUGUCUCCCCUGUCUUCUUAGGUUUACCUUUGGUGAUGUGCCGGACCAGAUCUCUGUUAUCUGAAGCGCAUGAGGGAUUACACUACCUGGAUGUGCACGCUGGGGGACAGGUGUUCAACAGCCUGAGCCAAGGGCCAUGUGACAGCUGCACUUUCAAGUUUUCCAAGGCACAGACACCCAUUAUUUAUCAAGUUAACCCACCAAGUGGAGUUCCAGGAAAACUAAUACAUGUAUAUGGCUGGAUUAUCACUGGAAGAUUGGAAACCUUUGAUUCUGAUGCUGAUUAUAUUGAUAGCCCAUUGACCUUGGAAGCUCAAGGAGAACAGUGGUUCACUCCUUGCUCUCUUGUCAAUAGGCAGACAGCAAAUCGCUAUUCUAUUCAGGAAGACCAUGGUGUUGGGACUUUGCAGUGCCGGGUGGAGGGCAACUACAUCGGUUCGCAGAAUGUUAGCUUCUCAGUAUUUAAUAAAGGAAAGUCAAUGGUACACAAGGAUGCAUGGAUGAUCAGUGCCAAGCAGGACCUUUUCCUGUACCAGACACACUCAGAAAUACUAUCUGUGUUUCCAGAAACUGGGAGCCUUGGGGGAAGAACAGACAUCACAAUUAGAGGAGACUUCUUUGACAACCCUGCCCAGGUGACCAUUGCAGGCAUUCCAUGUGAUGUCAGACAUGUGUCUCCCAGGAAGAUUGAAUGCACCUCUAGGUCUCCAGAAAAAGGUGCACGGCUCACUGCUCCUCAGGCAGGCAACCGUGGGCUUCUUUUUGAAGUGGGAGAUGCUACUGAAGGCUUGGACCUUUCUGAAGCCACCCCUGGGUACAGGUGGCAGAUUGUCCCUAAUGCUAGUUCUCCAUUUGGAUUUUGGUCAAAGGAAGGACAACCUUUCAGAGCACGGCUCAGUGGGUUCUUCGUGGCUCCAGAGACAAAUAAUUAUACUUUCUGGAUCCAAGCAGACAGCCAAGCUAGCCUGCAUUUCAGUUGGUCAGAGGAUCCGAAGACCAAGGUGGAAGUGGCUUCCAUCAGCACUGGAAUUGCUGACUGGUUUGACUCCUGGGAGGAGAAUGGGAAUGAAGGGACUUGGUACCGGAAGACCCUCAAGUUGGAGCUAUUAGGUGGGGCCAAGUACUACCUGGAAGCUGAACACCAUGGGAUAGCUCCCAGCAGGGGAAUGAGGAUUGGUGUCCAGAUCCAUAACACCUGGCUGAAUCCCGAUGUGGUCAGCACCUACCUCCAGGAGAAGCACCAGAUUCACGCCCAUGCCCAGAGCCUUCCUGAAAUACAGAUGCUGAACGUGUCUGGCAGAGGAAACUUUUUCCUUACUUGGGACAAUGUCUCUAGUCAGCCUAUUCCUGCAAAUGCCACAGCCCAUCAGAUUCAAACAGCCAUAGAGGAGUUACUUGCAGUGAAAUGUAAACUGGCACCACUUUCAGCUAACAUACUUCUUCGGCUUGGAUUUGAACAAGGUCCACAAGGCUCCAGCUCUGAUGGGGACCUUACAGGUGAGACAGAGCCCUUCUGCGGGAGAGUUAGCCUCCAUCAGCCUCGACACCUUGUCCUGACAGCCCCGGCUGGACAGAAGGGCUAUUGGCUGGACCAGUACACACAUCUGUGCUUUGCAUACAAAGGCUACAUGAAUGACAUCCUGAAGAUGACCUUGACCUUCACAAUGGCCUUUCAAAGCAUCGUAAAAAACAUCACCUGUGACUGGAGCCCCACAAAGACCAGGUCUGAGAGCUGGCUGUUCUCCUGCACUGACCUCUGGGAGACUUGUAUGCGUCCUUCUGGGUAUCUGCAGCCCCCUCCGGCAAACACCUCAGUGCUGAUUCAUCGGCUAGAGCUCCUUCCUCUGGUUCAGGAGAUGGGCUCGUUCUAUGUGGAUGAAAUCAUUAUCACAGACACAAACCUAACAGUUUCUCAAGUUGACUCUGGAACAGCUCGUCCAGGUGGGAAUCUGGUGGUCUCUGUCUCUGUGGCGGGAUCCCCUCCAGUCUACAAUGCAACGUUUUGGUCGGCAGGGUGUGGCACGGAGCUCCCGCUCAUCACUGUACGGUCCUUGCAGGCUGAAGGAACAGAAGAAGGCUCCGAACUGGUCCAGGUGACAACACAGAGACUACAGAGGACGAGUCCAGCGUUAGGAGGACACUUUCAGAUUCAGUUUUUUAAUACAGUGAUACCUGGUGUCCCUGUGCACAUUGCUGCUGGCCACCUUCGUAAGCUCUUACAGAACAGUGCUGACAACUUCUCAUCCAGGUACCUCAAUACCACUGACUUGAUGGUGAAUGAAGAUGUAAGCUCUUGCUAUGAACAUGUGUGGACGCUCUCCUGGUCCACCAAGGUUGGGGAUUUGCCCAUUUUCAUCAAGAUCACUGAUGAAAAUCUGACUGGAGUGAGCCCUGUUGUAACUACUCGGGUGCUAUAUGAUGGUGGCGUUUUUCUAGGACCCAUUUUUGGAGACAUGUUGGCCACUGCCAACCAGCACACACAGGUGGUUGUGCGAGUGAAUGAUAUACCAGCUCAUUGCUCUGGCUCUUGUUCAUUCCAGUAUCUCCAAGGCUCAACUCCCCAGGUCCAUUCUGUGUGGUAUUCUCUUGAUGAUGACAACAACCUCCUGGUUUAUCUUACUGGAACUGGUUUCUCUGGUGACUCCCAGGCCUUCCAGGUUAUGGUGAACAAAACAAGAUGUGGAGUUAUUUUCUCAAACCUAACACAUGUUGUCUGUCAGAUGAGCUCACUGUCAGUUGGAGUGCAUCGGAUCUCAAUGUUGGUGAGACCCUCUGGUCUUGCCAUCAAUGUCAGUGGACAAGGUCUUUUCUUACACGUGGAGCCUAGGCUGGAUUCUGUGGAACCUUCCAGAGCUGCAGAGAUUGGAGGACUCUGGGCCAUCAUCCGAGGUUCUGGUUUGGAAGGUGUUAGCCUGGUGUUAUUCGGGUCUAGGUCUUGUGCCAUUAAUGUCAGCACAAGCAAUUCACAAAGAAUACAAUGCAAAGUUCCACCCAGGGGUAAAGAUGAAUCCAUUGUGAAUGUGACUGUAAUCAGUGAGGACCAUUCUGCAGUUCUUUGUGCAGCAUUUACAUACGUCUCCUCGUUAAAUCCGGUCAUCAUGUCUCUGAGUAGGGACAGAAGCAACUUAGCAGGAGGUGAGACCCUCUUCAUUGGAAUGGCACGGCUGGAGAACUAUACAGAGUUGGAUGUGGAAGUCCUUAUCAGGGACACCGGGGCUCGACUUCAUGCACAGAUGGCUCAGGGCCUGGAGGUGGUACUGCCCGCCCUGCCUGCUGGCCUCCACAGAAUUUCAGUUUCCAUCAAUGGUGUCAGCAUUCACUCACAAGGGGUUGCUCUCCAAAUCCAAUACCUCACAGAAGUUUUCGGCAUAGAACCUUGCUGUGGAUCCCUUCUAGGUGGAACGAUGCUCAGCAUUUCAGGAGUAGGGUUCAGUCAGUACCCAGCCUCGGUUUGGGUACUAGUGGGCAAUCACUCAUGUGACGUUGUGAACUCAACGGAGGCAGACAUCUGGUGUGAGACUUCACCGGCCCCACUGCUGCCUGAUGCAGAUGUGCUCACCAUCCCAGCUCCAGUGCAGGUCUGGAUCGGCAAUGUGACCUCUCCCCACAGACCAUCACCAGACUCUGUAGACAAGGGCUUCACCUUCAUGUAUGAAGCAGCAACAACACCUGUGGUCACUGCCCUGAGAACAGAAAUCCUAAGCAGCAGCCUGCAGAUCUAUGUGGAAGGAAGUAACAUUUCCAACUCGGUGAUUCUUCUGGGGAGCUUGCGCUGUGAGCUAGAGGCACCAUCUUUCAGGAGCAACAUGAGCCUGUCUGGGUGCUCCUUUCCUCUUCACAGUUUGGAGGCGGGUGUCUAUCCUCUCCAAGUCCGUCAGAAGCAGAUGGGCUUUGCUAAUAUGUCUACGGUACCACAGCAAAUUGUGGUAGCACCUCAGAUAACAGCCAUCUUUCCAACACAAGGUUCUGCUUGUGGUGGGACAGUUCUCACUGUGAGGGGCUUGGCUCUCAGCUCUAGAAGAGGGUCAGUUCAAGUUGAUUUCUCAGGACCCUUUACAUGCACCAUCUUGAGCUUGAGUGACCAGAAAAUCAUCUGUCAGGUUAACCUUGUGGGUGACCCCUUGCCUGGAGCUUUCUUCACCUUGAAUGUUACAGUCCGAGUCAAGGGUCUAGCCAGCAAGUGUCAGGGCAACUGCACACUCUUUAUGCAGGAAGACACAACUCCCACCGUGGACACUUUGACCCCUCACAUCAGCGGGUCUCUGACCAUUGUGCAGAUUAAGGGGCAGCGGUUUGGCACCACAGCCAAUGAGUUGAUGGUGUUUGUGGAUGAUCAUAUUCCCUGUGGUGUGACUUUCUUUAAUGCAAGUCAGGUGGCAUGCCUGGUUAGUGACCUGACCCCAGGGCAGCACUACCUGUCAGUGUUGCAUAAGAGAAAUGGGUAUGCUUGUUUGAGAAAUAUUUCCAGACACUUCUACAUUUUUCCUCAAGUGUUUCAUUAUUUCCCUAAGACUUUCAGUUUACAUGGUGGGAGCCUCUUGACCCUGGAGGGCACCGCCCUAAGAGGACAGAAUACCACAUCAGUCUACAUUGGCCAACAGGCCUGCCUCUCGGUGAACAUCAGCGCUGAACUCAUCCAGUGCAUUGUCCCUGCAGGCAAUGGUUCUGUUGCCUUGGAAAUAGAGGCAGAUGGACAUCUGUACUACAUGGGAGUCAUUGCUUACAGCAAGGCCUUCACCCCAGAACUGCUCUCUAUUUCUCAGAUUGGUGGUAUCUUAACCCUUGUGGUAGCACAGAUCACAGAAGCUGGACAUGUUGACAUCUUUAUUGGGACGUCACCCUGUGUGGGUGUCUCUGGGAACCACACUGUUCUCCAGUGCAGUGGCCCCUCCCUUCCUGCAGGGGAGUACCAAGUCAGAGGUUACGACCACACCAGAGGAUGGGCUUCCUCUGCCCUGGUAUACACAUCGAGAGCUACUGUGUCUGCAGUGACAGAUAACUUUGGCUGCCUCGGAGGAAGGCUUGUGCAUGUGUUUGGAGCAGGAUUUUCUCCAGGGAACAUCUCAGCUACGGUGUGUGGUGUUCCCUGCCAAGUCUUGGAUAAUGCUACCGUGACUGCCUUCAGCUGUUUGGUUCUGCCACUGGACGUGUCCUUGGCUUUCCUGUGUGGUCUGAAGCCUCAGGAGAACUGUGAAACCUCUAGCCACACCUACGUGCAGUGCGAUUUGACUGUUGCUGUGGGGACACAGAGACUGCCCAAAUCAUGGCCUUACCUCUACAUUUGUGAAGACAGUUCUCAUAGCCUCUUUAAGCGAGAUCACUGGACUGAGCCACACUCGCCAUCAUUCUCAGGCCUCUUCAUCAGCCCUAAAGUGGAAAGAGAUGAAGUUCUCAUCUAUAAUAGCUCCUGUAACAUUACCAUGGAAACUGAGGCAGAGAUGGAGUGUGAGACGCCUAAUCAGCCAAUUACCGCCAAGAUUACUGAGAUAUGGAAAAGCCGGGGCCAGAACACUCAGGUCCAGUUUUCUUUUCAGUUCUGCCAGAGAUGGUCAAGGGCUCACAGCUGGUUUCCUGAAGGCAUACCACAAGAUGGCGACAACGUCACGGUGGAGAGUGGCCAGUGGCUUCUGCUUGACACCAACACGAGCAUCCUCAACUUACUGCACAUUAAAGGAGGCAAGCUGGUUUUCAUGAAUUCAGGACCAGUUGAGCUCAGGGCCCACUCCAUCCUUGUGUCUGAUGGUGGAGAGCUCCGGAUUGGAUCCAAGGACAAGCCUUUCCAAGGCAAAGCUCACAUCAAACUCUAUGGGAGUGUCCACUCUACCCACUUCUUUCCAUAUGGAGCAAAGUUCUUGGCUGUGAGAAAUGGAACUCUUUCCCUGCAUGGUCCACUACCAGAAGUAAUUGUCACCCAUCUUCGAGAAGCUGCCCACGCCUGUGACACUGUACUGGCUCUGGAAGAUGCUGUGGACUGGCAACCUGGGGAUGAAGUUGUCAUCAUCAGUGAUGUAGGUGCUGAAGAUGCCAAGCCUAGGGAUGAGAUUGUCAUUGUGGAGACUGUGCACAAUGCAGAUGUCCAUCUUCAGUCACCCUUGAGAUAUUCUCAUGACUUCACGGAGAGUUGGGUAGCUGGAAAGCAUCUUGUUUUCAAGACCACAGUGGCUUUACUCAGCAGGAAUAUUGUCAUUCAAGGAAAUCUUACUGAUGAGAUAAUGAGACAACUUGCUUCAUGCCAGGAGGCCAAGGUUUCAGAAGGAAAUUUACAGGACUGUUUGUAUUCCAAGAAUGAGAAGAUGCUGGGAUCCAAGGACAUGGGGGCCAAAGUCAUCAUCCAGUCCUCCCCAGAGAUGCCCAGCCAGGUCCAGCUGAGGGGAGUAGAGUUGCAGAAUUUGGGGCAAGCCUUUCAGAAACAUUUAACUUCACUGACUCUGGUGGGAGCUAUGAGAGAUUCUUACAUACAGAACUGUUCAGUGUGGAGCUCUUUCAGUAGAGGCCUCAGCAUGUCCAGGACUUCGGGCCUGAAAGUGGACAGUAACGUGUUUUACAAUAUUGUAGGUCAUGCACUGCUGUUGGACUGGUCAGAACAGGGGAAUAUAAUAAGAAACAAUGUGAUCAUCAGUGUUUCUGGUGCUGAAGGACUUUCUAAUCCUGAGGUGUUGACACCAUCUGGAAUCUACAUCCGUAAUCCCACCAAUAUUGUGGAGGGGAACAGGGUGUGUGCUGCUGGUUUGGGCUACUUUUUUCAUCUUGAGAACAGCAAAACAUCGCAAGCUCCACUUCUCUCCUUUACCCAGAACAUUGCACAUUCUUGUACAAGGUAUGGUCUUUUUGUAUAUCCUAAAUUUCAGCCAACAUGGGAUAAUGAUACUCCACCCACUAUGUUCCAAAACUUCACAGUUUGGGGCAGUGCAGGUGGUGCCCAGAUUUUUAGAAAUAGCAAUCUUCACCUAAAAAACUUCCAAGUUUAUUCAUGCAGAGAUUUUGGAAUUGACAUCUUGGAAAGUGAUGCAAAUACUUCAGUUACUGACAGCUUAUUAGUCGGUCAUUUUGCCCACAAGGGAAGCCUGUGUAUGUCUGCUGGAAUUAAAACUCCCAAAAGAUGGGAGCUGAUGAUCUCAAACACAACCUUUGCUAAUUUUGAUCUCACCAACUGUGUGGCCAUCAGGACCUGUUCUGGCUGUUCCCGAGGUCAGGGUGGAUUUACGGUGAAGGCCAAACAGUUAAGAUUUCUAAACUCUACAAGCUUGGUAGCAUUUCCAUUUCCUCAUGCAGCAGUUUUGGAAGAUUUGGAUGGGUCUCUGUCUGGGAAAAAUAGAAGCCACAUUCUUGCUUCUAUGGAAACUCUUCCAGCUUCUUGUUUGGUCAAUGCGAGCUUCAGUCAGAUGGUCCAUGGCAGUGUCUGCGGAGAUGACAUACUCUUUCAUCGUAUGUCUAUUGGCUUAGCUGAUGCUCCGGUUGUUUCUUAUGAUUUAAUUAUGACUGACAGCAGAAAUAAGACAACCACUGUCAACUAUGUACAUGACACAUUGUCAACCACACAUGGCUGGAUGGCUCUGCUCUUGGAUAAAGAGACCUACACAUUGCGAUUCGAGACCCCUUGGAUCAACAGAUCUCUGCAGUGCUCAGCUACAUUUGAUAACUUUGCUCCUGGGAAUCACCUCCUUCUGGUGCAUACAGACCUGCCUCCUUACCCUGACAUCCUCAUAAGGUGUGGGAGGCAGGUGGGCCGGUCUCUUUCUUCUCUUCCAACACCUGGUCAUGACCAAAGCUGUGACUGGUUCUUCAAUAGUCAUUUGAGACAACUCACCUAUCUGGUUUCAGGUGAAGGCCAAGUUCAAGUGACUCUCCAGGUGAAGGAUGGUGUGCCCCCAACUAUGUCAGCGUCUACCUCUGCACCAGAAUCAUCUUUAAAAUGGUCCCUCCCUGAAACCUGGCAAGGGGUUAAAGAGGACUGGGGAGGACACAACAACACCAUCCCAGGUCCUGGGGAUGAUGUCUUGAUUUUACCCAACAGGACUAUCCUUGUGGAUACCGAUCUUCCAAUUCUCAAAGGUCUCUAUGUGAUGGGGACUUUAGAAUUCCCUGUGGACAGAAGCAAUGUUCUGAGUGUAGCAUGCAUGGUCAUUGCAGGAGGGGAGCUGAAAGUUGGUACUAUAGACAAUCCAUUAAAGAAAGAACACAAGCUUCGGAUCCUCCUUCGGGCUUCAGAGGGAGUCUUCUGUGACCGUUUCAAUGAAAUUCACGUUGAUGCAGGAACUAUUGGGGUAUAUGGAAAAAUUCAACUUCACAGUGCUUAUCCAGAAAAAUCCUGGACACAUCUUGGAGCUGAUAUUGCCUCAGGAAAUGAGAGAAUUAUAGUAGAAGAUGCAGUGGAUUGGCGACCCCAUGACAAAAUCAUCCUAACCUCCUCCUCAUAUGAGCCUCAUGAAGCAGAGGUCCUCACUGUGAAAGAAGUCACAGGCCACCACAUUAGGAUCCAGGAACAUCUCAAACACCGGCACAUUGGAAGUGUCCAUGUUGUAGAAGAUGGCCAAUACAUUCAUUUGGCUGCUGAGGUUGGACUGUUGACACGGAACAUACAGAUCCAGUCGGAUACUUCAUGUAGAGGAAGAGUACUUGUAGGGUCCUUUCAGAUGCCAGGCAGAGAAGAAUUUUCAGGUGUCCUUCAACUUUUAAAUGUGGAAAUUCAGAACUUUGGGUCACCAGAGUCUUCAUCCAUUGAAUUCACUAAUGUAUCAGUGGGAUCCUGGAUAAGAUCUUCUACGGUACAUGAGAGCUGUAGUGGGGGCAUUCGUGCAACUGCCAGCCAUGGCAUCAUUUUGAAUGACAACUUGGUUUUUGGCACACCUGGCCAUGGCAUUGAUUUAGAAGGUCAGGCCCAUUCUCUCACUAGUAACCUUGUGAUUUUGACGAUGCAGUCAGUGUGGUCUACUGUUUGGGUGGCAGGAAUUAAGGUGAACCAGGCAAAGGACCUCAAUCUUCGUGGCAAUGUUGUGGCAGGUUCCGAGAGGCUUGGUUUUCACAUCCGAGGCCACAGGUGCUCCCUUACUGAAGUGCUUUGGUCUGAUAAUGUUGUCCAUUCAAGUCUUCAUGGCCUUCAUCUCUAUAAGGAAGAUGGACUGGACAACUGUACUAGAAUCUCGGGCUUCCUGGCUUUCAAGAACUUUGAUUAUGGCGCCAUGCUCCAUGUAGAGAAUAGUGUGGAGAUUGAGAAUAUCACUCUGGUAGAUAAUGCUAUUGGUCUUUUGGCAAUAGUGUAUGUGUCUUCGGCUUCACAGAGCUCCACUCAAAAUGUGCAGAUUGUGCUUAGGAAUUCACUCAUUGUAGCCACCAGUUCCUCUUUUGACUGCCUUCAAGACAAAGUCAAGCCUUACUCAGCCAACUUGACAUCAGCCGAUCGUGCUCCUUCCAAUCCAAGAGGGGGUCGAGUUGGUAUUUUGUGGCCUGGAUUCACCUCAGAACUAAACCAGUGGCCUCAGGAACCAUGGCACAGAGUGAAGAACUACCAGUCAGUUCCAGGAAUCAUGAAACUUCAAGGUGUGACCUUUUCUAGUUUUGUGAAGAGUUGCUAUAGUGAUGACAUAGAUGUCUGUAUUCUGGCAAAUGCAGAGAACACUGGAAUCAUGUACCCAAUAACAGCAGAGAGGACCAGGAUGUUAAACAUCAAAGAUAUAAACAAGUUCUACUUUUCUCCAUUACAACAUAGGAAAGACAUAGGAACAGCAGUCUGCCCUGAACUGGAUUGCGAAAGUCCAAGGAAAUAUCUCUUCAAGGAUCUGGAUGGGAGUGCCCUGGACCUUCCUCCACCAAUCUCUGUAUUUCCAAGAAUAGAGGCAGAAUGGACUGGAUCUUUUUUCAACACUGGUAUAUUUAGAGAAGAACAGAAAUGCACAUAUAGAUCACCAAUGCAAGGCUACAUCUGCAAACAGACUGACCAAGUGGUCCUAAUUCUGGACAAUGCUGAUGUCACUUGGCUGUUCAGGAAGUUAUAUCCAGUUGUAUCUGUGACUGGUGGUUUUGUGGAUACUUUUAGUAUUGCGAAUGCCCAUACUGUCUGUUCUACCUCAGGAUCUGUGUCUAUGUUUUAUUCUGUCUUACCCACCAGACAAAUCACCAAGGUCUGCUUUUUGGGUCAGACUCCUCCAGUUUUGCGUUUUUUUCUUUUGGGGAAUGAAAAUACCUCCAAGCUUCUAUUGGCUAUAUUCUACCCUGAACUCCAGAGACCCCAUGUUUUCAUAAGAAAAAGUUUCAUUCCACCUACUCUAGUUCAGUCAGCUUCUUCACUGUUGAACGAGUCUGUUGGUGCCAAUCACUUCAACAUUAUGGAUAACCUCUUGUAUGUUGUUUUGCAAGGAAAGGAGCCUAUUGAAAUACGCUCAGGCAUUUCCAUGCAUUUGGCUUUCACUGUUAAGUUUUCGGUCCUGGAAACACUGUAUAUGGGGAAAGGAUGGGACACCGUGAUCCUUCAAAGACUAAUGGACUUCUUACAGGUUGGUCAAGACCAAAUCCGAAUUCUUCAUGAGAUGCCUGGCAAUGAAGACACCAUAAGGGACAUUGCUGACAGCCGGACCAAAAGAAGACUCACUUGCCCAUCUGUAGUUUGUGCCAGUCAUUACAGAAGAGUUGUUCAACGUAAACCUCUCAUGAUAGACAUGAGUUCAUACAGGGUCUCACCACCAACCACUGUGGCAACUACCUCAAAAGUGAUGGUCAUUGAAAUUGGUGAUUUGCCACCAACAAGGAACACUGAACUGAUUCCAUCCCUAUCAAGUAACAAACUACAGAAUUUGGCUCUUCAGGUGAUUACUGCUCAACAGACCGGAACACUAGAAAAUAUCCUGAAUGUGACUAUUGGGGUUUUAAUGGUGACUCAGUCAGAGGGAGUCACUGACAAUGGCAAUACAAGCAGUUUCAAUACUGGGAACGUGCUAUACAUUCGGCCCUAUAUGCUUUCAGUCCUAGUCCAACCUUCUGAUGGAGAAGUAGGAAAAGAGCUUCACAUACAACCACAACUUGUUUUUCUUGAUGAGAAGAAUCGAAGAGUGCAGUCCUUGGGGGUCCCCAUGAAGCCUUGGACCAUUGCAGCUUCCUUGGAAGGGGCAUCAGACUCAGCAUUGAAAGGGUGUACCCUGGCAGAAACUCAAGAUGGUUAUGUGAAUUUCUCCAAUUUGACUGUCUUGAUCUCUGGAUCAAACUGGAACUUCAUUUUCACUGUCACUUCUCCUCCAGGCGUCAAGUUUACAGCACGAUCCAGGUCAUUUGCUGUCUUGCCUGUGAUUAAAUCCGAGAGGCUGACCAUCGUCCUGGCUGCUUCUCUGGGCUCUGCAGUCUCCUGGCUGGCUCUGUGCUGUCUAGUGUGCUGCUGGUUUAAGAAGAGCAAAAGCAGAAAAACAAAAACUGAAGCGAUUUCUGAAUCCCACAUUAACAAUCAAAAGAAUCGUAUUGACGUCUCAGCCAAAUGCCAAGGAUCACAAGUAGAGAGUGAAAAGAAAGACCCCAAGAUGAGACAAGAUCUGAGGAUGAAGGUCAUGCUGGGCAAGCUGAACCAGCUCCCCCACCAGCCACUGAAUGGAGUGUCCAGAAGAAAGUUUCACCACUGUGGUGUGCCCGAAGAGGGUAGCAGCGGAAAAGAAGCAACUGUGUCUGCUCCUAGUAUUACCAGCAUCACGUCCCACAGACACACCUGUCCUCCAGGCUUUCCUGUUCAGGUGUACCUGCAGGAGACUGACAAAUGGAAGGAGACCCAAGAGCAGCUGCUUAGAUACCAGUUGGCAGGACAAGAUCAGCGGCUGAUGCUCUGCCCAAACCUGCCCAGACAAGAGGAGCAGAAGUUGCAGGGUCAGAGUUGUCUGAGCAAGGCCAGCAGCAACUUGGGACUUUCCUAAGAGAAGAAAUUCUGUGGUGCCAUUGAGGCAUUGUUCCUUCAUUUAGUACAUCCAGAGACCAUUCGGGAGCAGCUGUGA